AUGCCCCGAGUCUUCCUAGUCAGGAGCCGGCGUCCACAGCCACCCAACUGGGGCCAUCUGCCUGACCACCUCCGGGGAGAUGCCUAUAUCCCAGACUGCAGCAGCCUGGCAGCGCCACCAGUGCACAGAUCUUCUGGCCUUGGGGACUCUUGGGCAGCGUCCUCACAGGGAAUGCUGGCCUCUGCUCCCAGGGGCCCAGGGACACUUGGCUGUCCACUCUGCCCCAAGGCCUUCCCACUGCAGCGCAUGCUGACUCGGCACCUCAAAUGCCAUAGCCCAGCGAGGCGCCACGUGUGCCGCUGCUGUGGCAAGGGCUUUCACGAUGCCUUCGAUCUCAAGCGCCACAUGAGGACUCACACUGGGAUACGGCCAUUCCGCUGCGGGGCUUGUGGGAAAGCUUUUACGCAGCGCUGCUCCCUGGAAGCCCACCUGGCCAAGGUACACGGGCAGCCAGCCAGCUACGCUUACCGUGAGCGCAGGGAGAAGCUGCACGUGUGUGAGGAUUGCGGCUUCACCAGCUCUCGGCCCGACACUUAUGCGCAGCACCGCACCCUGCACCGUACAACUUGAGACAGGGACCCAAUCCUACCCAAGAAACAAAUAAACACCGUAAACACUAAUAGAGAAACUGGCAUUUAUUACAGAUGGAGGAAGGAGGGGUCACUCAGUCCAGCGGUGGCCACAGUGUGG
Messenger RNA from Nannospalax galili (Upper Galilee mountains blind mole rat), 690 nucleotides. RefSeq names its product ovo like zinc finger 3 (gene Ovol3). The transcript is spliced from 4 exons. The record is from RefSeq and is a predicted model, not a curated record. Gene Ontology annotation, molecular function: DNA-binding transcription factor activity, RNA polymerase II-specific; RNA polymerase II cis-regulatory region sequence-specific DNA binding. NCBI's taxonomy places the organism in Eukaryota, Metazoa, Chordata, Mammalia, Rodentia, Spalacidae. Gene Ontology annotation, biological process: regulation of transcription by RNA polymerase II; epidermal cell differentiation. Gene Ontology annotation, cellular component: nucleus. Bases 1 to 570 code for a protein of 189 amino acids.